Molecule: messenger RNA, 360 nt
Organism: Naegleria lovaniensis
Lineage: Eukaryota; Heterolobosea; Eutetramitea; Acrasida; Naegleriidae
Exons: 1
Coding region: 1-360 (119 amino acids)
Molecular function (GO): thyroxine 5'-deiodinase activity
Source: RefSeq, a predicted model, not a curated record
AUGGUGGAGACUUUCAAGUCUCGUGUGUUUUUCUUAACCAUUUAUAUUAAAGAAGCUCAUGCAUGUGAUGAGUGGAAAUUGGGAGACAAAAUUUGCAUUCAGCAACACAAAACAAUUGAAGAAAGAUUGGAUGCUACGAAGCAAAUGAUGCAAAGUUUGGAUUUCCAUAUUCCUACUGCUGUGGAUGGUAUUGAGGAUGGAUUUGAAAAGAUGUUUUCUGUUUGGCCUGAGCGUUAUAUUUUACUUGAAAACAAUAAUGCUAAAUUAGUGCAUGUUAGUCAACCGGAAGCAUAUGGACAUAAUCCUCAAACCUUCAAUCUAGUACUGGCAGGUUAUGAGAAGUCCAAAAUUACCAAAUAA